Messenger RNA from Danio aesculapii, 3941 nucleotides. It is a transcript of the gene nanp, whose product is annotated as N-acetylneuraminic acid phosphatase. Gene Ontology annotation, molecular function: hydrolase activity. The coding region runs from base 58 to 789 and encodes 243 amino acids. Lineage: Eukaryota; Metazoa; Chordata; Actinopteri; Cypriniformes; Danionidae. The transcript has 2 exons. The record is from RefSeq and is a predicted model, not a curated record.
AGCCGGAGCUCCGCGUGUUCGGAACUGCUGUGAAUAUCGGCUGCAUAUGUGGAAUAUAUGAUGGGAAGUCGCGGGGUUUUAUCGAUUAUUUUUGAUUUGGAUAACACGCUGAUCGAUACAGCAGGAGCAGGACGAACUGCCAUUCAGAAGGUGUGUGAGCUGCUCAAGUCGUCACCUGUGCUGGAAAGCCACAUAAGAGACAUCUGUGAGCGCUUCUUAAGAAAGCUUCUCCAAGAGUCCUUCGACCCAUCAGAAGAAAAAACGAUAGAUGACGUGAGGAUCCAGCACUGGUAUGAAGCCCUGCAGGAGACAUCGGGCACAGAUCCCGAUCCAGCUCUGGCUUCCAGAUGCUACUACACAUGGAAAAACACACGCUUACAGGCUCUGAAUUUGUCUCCGGAGGUUCGAGCACUGCUGGAGGAACUGCAGAAGAAUUACAAACUGCUUCUGCUCACCAAUGGCGACACUCAGACGCAGCGGGAGAAGAUCGAAGCAGUGAGAUGUGAGGGUCUCUUUAGUUUGGUGGUAGUCGGAGGAGAUCAUCCGGAGCAGAAACCGGCAUGCUCCAUCUUUACUCACUGCUUUGAGUCUGCAGGAGUUCGGCCGCAGGACUGCAUCAUGGUGGGAGAUUCUCUUAGCACAGACAUCCAGGGAGGCAUUAAUGCUGGAGUUCGGGCAACUGUGUGGAUAAAUGCUGGCAGUAAAUCUCUCCCGCAGGACUCUGUAACUCCAGACUACACUCUACCUACUGUACUGCAUCUGAAUGAAGUUCUAGCUCAGCUGGCAUGAUGUACUUUUUAAUUUUAAAGGUGCUAUAGAAUGAAAAUUGAGAUUUACUUAGGCAUAUCUGAAUAAUAAGAGCUCAAUAUUGACAUACCGUGAGCCUCAAACACCAUUCUUUCCUUGUUCUCAUGUAAAUCCAGUGAAUGUAAAAGACAGGACAAUCCAAACAAAACAUUGACUAUGAUGUUCCACACUGGAUCAUUAAUAUGCGUGCUCCAGGAGGCGUUUGAUUGGCCGCAAUGUUGCCUAGUGAGAUUACAACAGUAAUAAUUUUCUAUUUUAAAUUGAUCUAAGCUUGUAUUCAUUCAUUCAUUUUCCUUUGGCUUAGUCCCUUUAUUCGUCAGGGGUCGCCACAGGGGAAGAAACUGUCAACUUAUCCAUCAUAUGUUUUACACAGCGGAUGCAAACCAGCGACCUUCUUGCUGUGAGGCGACCGUGCUAACCACUGAGCCACCGUGUCUUCCCUAAGCUUGUAUUAUACUUUCUAUAUAUGCUGGACUCUUAUUUUGAAAGAGUAAAAGAGCAGUUUUGUAAAGCAGGCAGAAUGCAAAAUGUGGGAUAUAUAGAUUAAAAAAAUGUAUCAAUGUGACUACUAGAAGGCAUAGGGCAGGGCUAUUCAAUUAGUUUGUCAUGGGGGCCAGUUCAUGAAAUGCAUCCCAAACGAGGGGCCAGAGAGAUAUGACUUAUUGCAAUAAGUGAUGACACAACAGCAACAUAAGAGCCCAUAUGUUGUAUUUUUGCUCCUUAAGACACUCACGAUGUAUUUUUCUACAUUAAAAUGUUAAUAUGUUGUAUUUUGAGACUACAUAACAUCACUGCAUUAUACAAACAUAUUUAAAAGUUGUAUUUCGAAACACAACAAAAUCAGUGUAUUGCUCAAGUAGGCUUCUUCUACCUUCAGACACAUUCAUAUGUUCUGUUUUUAACUGCAUAACAAUUAAGGAUGCAACAAUUAUAGAUUUUGGUUGUACGAUUAUAUAGUCUGAAGAAUAAUCAUCGUUUCAUGGUUAUCACCAUUAUUAUGCAUUUAUUAAAUUCAAAACACUGCUAGUUUAGAAAACUGCUUAUAUUUUAAUGUGUUGUUUAUUGCUGCUCAGUAACCAAACAGCACAAAAUAUUCAUAAAAAACAAACAAUUUCUCUCUUUGGACUUGUUUUUGAUUUAAACUUUAGUUCACCUUUACCUUUAUUUGUAUAGCGCUUAUACAAUGUAGAUUGUGUCAAAGCAGCUUCACAUAAAAGGUAACAGUAAAUAGGAACAGUGUAGUUCAGUUUGUAGUGUUUAAGUUAAGUUCAGUUUAGCUCAGUUCAGUGUGGUUUAAUAAUCACUACUGAGAGUCCAAAUACUGAAGAGCAAAUCCAACGAUGCGCAGCUCUUAGUGAUAAUUUUACAAUGAAAAUAAAUGACAGAACAAUGAUUAAAUAAAAAAAUAAAAAUGUUUGUCUAAUGUUAAUUUAAGCUAUAUAUUAGCUAAGUAUUUAAAUGAACUGUUGUUAUUAUCUGUGUUCAUACGUACAUAAUCAAUUUAAUCAUUUGUUAUAAUUCGUCUAACACAAGGGUCACCAAACUUGUUCCUGAAGGGCUGGUGUCCUGCAGAUUUUAGCUCCAACCCUAAUCAAACACACCUGAACAAGCUAAUCAACGUCUUACUAGGUAUACUUGAAACACCCAGGCAGGUGUGUUGAGGCAAGUUGAAGCUAAACCCUGGAGGGACCGAGAUUGGUGACCCCUGGUCUAACGUAUCUUUUGCUUACAUUGCACUGAAAGCCACGCACAACUCUCACCGCUACAGCGUGAGAUAAUUUCUACUGUGUGUGUCUGGAGGGCACUAGUCUGUUGGCCUGCUUGCGAGCCGUGCACGCACCGCUACCAACAUGCGCACGUCUCCAUUGGAAAUAAUGAACUUGUGUGCGGAAAAGACGCCAUAUGUGAAUGGCCUGCUGCUAUAGUUAAUCCAAUGUGCGUGCGUAUUAGCCUCGGUAUAAGCUCGGAACUUUAAACAAGCACACAGGUGGCAUAACUUUGUUUAAUUGUAGCAGUUUCGUUCCAUGAAACAGAAACACGGCGUUGAGAAGUAAUGAACCGUAGAGAACCGUAAUGAAUAAAGCACGGUUAAUAGUGAAAUCAGCUAAUCAUUGCAUCCUUAUUAACAAUAUCAGUGCAUUGUACAAAAAGCCUUUUCUACAAACAUAUCUAAAUGUUUUCGGUUCCUCGCGCCACUCACUCGCUUAAUGUCAGGUGACUCACGCUCUGCGCAGCCUUUAACUGCAGCUUGUGCUGUAUUUUUGACUGAACUAAAUUUAUUUUUAAUGUCUUGGUCACACUAUUUGGAGGGCCGGAACAAAUUGCCUCAGGGGCCAGGUUUGGCCUGCGGGUCGCCAGUUGAAUAGCCCUGGCAUAUGGUGUACUCACACUAGGUACAGUUGCCUUGAACCGUGCCGAAUCGUGAUUGUCCCCCCUCCCCUCUCCCCCCGAUGGCCUGCACUCGCACUGCAUCUUUACCUUCCGAGCCGGAGCAUGCUUACAUCAUCGAUGAUGUGACUGUUCAGUUUAACAGGAAGAGAAGCGCUCUCGCUCAGCACAGUGGACAUUGCUUUAAUUAUAUCGUUUUGUAUUAUUUUUAGUCGUUUGUGAUGCAGUGACGCGCAGUCAAAUAUUUUGCCCAACAGAUCCACCACUUUUGAGGCUCAUAAAUUAUCAUAAAUCGUCUUUGAGCUGCAGAGACUGACAUGCAGGGAGCGCUUUGUAUUGUUAAUAAACUGUGACAGUUAGCGUUCAUUGAACAGAAAGAAUGAUUAAUAAAUUCAUAUGAAACAGUCUCUUAAAAGUGAGGUUGCGUCUUUAGUUUCGGGCUCAGGUGCACUUUGCACUCACACUACAAGCAUACCAUGCCAAAGCCAAACCAAAUCACGAUUUGGCACACCUCUUCCAAUCAGGCCAGGGCUGGCCAACUGAACCACGCAUGGACUUAGUUAGGAGCACUCACACUUGUCCAACAAACUGGGAAACGCAUCCAGGCACAGUUUGGAUAGCCUAGUGUGAGUGCACCCAUAAUGUCUAUUUAAAUAUAUCUUUUCGCAGUUUAACCUGUAUAUUGUGAAAUUUGCUGUGUACGUUUGAAAUGAGGCAACAAAUAAAUGCAAUCUGCAGAGUAUAAA